Molecule: messenger RNA, 1035 nt
Organism: Schizosaccharomyces osmophilus
Lineage: Eukaryota; Fungi; Ascomycota; Schizosaccharomycetes; Schizosaccharomycetales; Schizosaccharomycetaceae
Product: peptidase
Exons: 1
Coding region: 1-1035 (344 amino acids)
Cellular component (GO): mitochondrion
Molecular function (GO): oxidoreductase activity
Source: RefSeq, a predicted model, not a curated record
AUGGAGUCAAUUGACAAGACAGCCACUAAAGCCGCUUGGGUUUAUAACACUAAUGGGCAAUUUCGAGAUGUCCUUAAGCUUGAUAAAGAGUUCCCAAGCGAAACCAGCGAAGAUUUUAAGCCUGACGACAUUCUGGUAGAUGUUGUAGCUAUGAGCAUCAAUCCCGUAGAUUACAAGCUCAUGCAAACUUAUAAAUUCAUAGGUAAGGGACUUAAGUUUCCUUUCGUUCCCGGUCUUGACUUUGCUGGAAAGAUCGUGGCUACGGGCCCUGACGUUAGGGGUUUGAAAGUAGGUGAUCAUGUUUGGGGAAAACAGGCCAUACAUCGUUAUAGGCUCCAAGGAGGAACACUGACAACUCGUGUUCUUACUGAUACCAAAUGCAUAUAUCCUCUUCCUGAAUCCAUUAGCUUCAAUGAUGCAGCUGGCUUUGGCGUCGCUGGUCUCACUGCUUGGGAGGGCUUGGUGGAGCAUAUGAAAAUUAAGCCUGGCCAAAAGGUAGUCGUUCUCGGAGGUAGUGGUGGUGUCGGAACGUUUGCUAUUCAGAUUGCAAAGGCUCUCGGCGCGGAGGUAACCAGCAUCAGCUCAACAACAAAUCUGCAGUUGUGCAAAUCUUUAGGAGCAGCUCAUACCAUUGAUUACAAAUCCGAAAACGUUGUUGCUAGGUUGGCCGAGAUCGGUCCUUACGAUUAUGUUUUUGACUUGAUUAAUGACAAUGGUCUGUACAACACAUCCUCUAAAUUUUUGAAGCCGGAGGGUACUUUCUUCGGUGUUGCUUCUGACUUUAGUUUCAGUUUUAUAGCUAGCGCUUUAUCUCGCAAAUUUAGACCUAAAAUUCUGGGUGGCAGCUCCCAUUCUUACUAUGAUUUGCGCCUUAAGUCAGAACCAAAAACUAUUAAGGAGUUUACAGAAUUUGUUGUCGAAAAUGGAAUUAAAACUGUUACUGAUAGCGUUUACAGUUUCGAUCAUGCCCUUGAUGCCUUCGAACGUUUGACUUCUCAUCGCGCUAAGGGAAAGAUUAUCAUAAAGAUGGAUUAA